AUGCCCGCUCUAAUGGAACAGCAAGGAGUCGCCUGGCAAGAAGACAAUUUCGACUGGCUGGAGACUAUAGCCCAAAUUGCCCAUAAACUUGGCAUUUCAAUUCUCAUGCAAAUUAUUUUGGACAUUGACUUUGCCAACAAUAGCCGUAAUCGUUUGUAUAUCUCCCAACAGGAAUUUCCGUUGGGUGCCAAAGCCUCUUACCAAAACAAGGAAAACAAUCCCCUAAUGUAUAUCUUUCGGGUGGAGACUGCCAGGCAGUUAAAGAUGUAUUUGAAACUCGACAUAACAUUAGCUCGCAAGGUAGCUAAAGACAUAGUCGACUUUGAGAGUAUGUUGGCCGAAGGUAUGGCAGAUGAGCGAGAUGACUUGAAUAUGAACGAAAUGUACAAGGCAUCCACUUUGGAGGAGGCCCAGGCAGAAUAUGCCCCGCACAUGGAUCUCAGGAAACAGGCUACGGCCAUCUUGGAUACUUUGCCGCCGAAUAUCGAGGGUUAUGCUAUGCACGGUUACUUGGAGCAGCUCUUCAAAACCAUAUCCAAAGUUCCCAAAAGUACUGUGGCCAAUUACAUUUUCUUCCAAAUGCUAUCGCGAUUCGUAGUUGAUGUGGAUGAAAGAGAAGCGAAACGUCAAGAUGACUGCCUGAAUAACAUGAAGAAAUAUUUCUACAAGCAUCUGGAUAAUAUGUUCUAUCACCAUGAAAUAUCCAAUGACACCGCAGAGCCUGUUGCUGAGAUGUGGCAGCUGUUGAAGGACUCUUUCCAAACUUCUCUGCAGCAGCUCAAUUGGAUACAGGAGGGUACCCGACAAAAAUCCAUACAGAAACUCCAAGCCAUGAAUCAAGACAUUCUUAACUAUGAAGACCACAAUUUAACCAAAACAUAUGCCAAUCUAAACCUGCUAGACAACGACUACUUGGGAAAUGUUAGGCAAAUGCUUGAGCUAGGGGCCGCCAGCGAGAGAGCCAAAGUAAAUGAACCACCUCAAGUCAAGAAAACCGCUAGUGAGUUGUCUACAUCUCCCGCAUACAUGAAACUUGAAAAUGCAAUCAAAAUUCCGGUGGUCUUCCUGCAGCCUCAUACCACUUUUUCCAAGCAUUUUCCCAAUGCCUACAAUUUUGGAACAAUGGGCUCCGUAUUGGCCCAUGAACUUGUCCAUGGUUUCGAUAAAGAUGGGCAAUAUUUCGACCUGAAGGGUAACAAUCGUCUAUGGUGGGAUGCCGAGUCCAGCGCAGAGUUUGAAACUCAUACCAAAUGUUUAAGAGACCAAUACCGAGGCUUCAUCUAUGAGGGUCAACCCUUGGGGGAUAUACCAAAUCAAGCCGAAAAUAUUGCAGACAAUGGGGGCAUACGCACGGCCUAUCUGGCCUAUUUGAAAUGGUCUGUAGAAGCUGCUGCUGAGAACGAUCAACACAAAUUGAAAUUGAAAACUCUGCCCGGCCUAAGCUACAACAAUCGGCAAUUGUUUUUCAUUAGCUAUGGUCACUUAUGGUGCAAACAAACUCUUAAAGCUUUCAAAACUUCUUUCGCUUCCAUGGACACGCAUGUGCCCAGCAAAUUUCGAGUUAAUGGACCCCUGGCAAAUUUGGAAGAGUUCUCCACAGAGUUCAAAUGCCCAGAGGGCAGUAACAUGAAUCCUGUAAAAAAAUGUAAAAUUUAUUGAAAAUUAAAUUCCACUAAUAAACAAGUAAAAGCGUGCUAAGUUCGGCCGGGCCGAAUCUUGGGAACCCACCACCAUGAA
Stomoxys calcitrans (stable fly) is the source of this 1737-nucleotide messenger RNA. Its product is annotated as neprilysin-4. Gene Ontology annotation, molecular function: metalloendopeptidase activity. Gene Ontology annotation, biological process: protein processing. Bases 1 to 1659 code for a protein of 552 amino acids. Lineage: Eukaryota; Metazoa; Arthropoda; Insecta; Diptera; Muscidae. The record is from RefSeq and is a predicted model, not a curated record. The transcript has a single exon. Gene Ontology annotation, cellular component: plasma membrane.